This is a messenger RNA of Penicillium argentinense, 2469 nucleotides long. Its product is annotated as beta-glucosidase. The record is from RefSeq and is a predicted model, not a curated record. NCBI's taxonomy places the organism in Eukaryota, Fungi, Ascomycota, Eurotiomycetes, Eurotiales, Aspergillaceae. Gene Ontology annotation, biological process: glucan catabolic process. The transcript is spliced from 2 exons. Bases 1 to 2469 code for a protein of 822 amino acids. Gene Ontology annotation, molecular function: beta-glucosidase activity.
AUGGCCGCACCUAAAAGCACUGAGCAAUUGCUUUCGUUACUGACACUGGAAGAAAAGACCGCGGAUGGUCCGAAUGGUGUUCGUGCUGCUGCAAUCGAUCGCGACAUCAAGUCCGCCUGUUUCCCCGCAGCCUGUAGCGUGGCGGCCUCGUUCGACAGUGACAUUGCAUACCGGGUGGGUGCUUCUUUGGCCGCAGAGGCUCGGCACAAAAACGCCCACUGCGUGUUAGGCCCGACCGUAUGCAUCCAUCGACAUCCACUAGGCGGCCGAAAUUUCGAGAGCUUCAGCGAAGACCCCUUUCUUGCUGGAAAGCUAGCUGCACAGGUCAUCCACGGCCUACAGCAUCGAGGCGUGUCAGCAACCAUCAAACAUUUUGUUGCUAAUGAGCAGGAGACCGCGCGGACAACGGUCGAUGAGAUCAUUUCGGAAAGGGCGCUUCGCGAGAUCUAUCUGCGUCCCUUUGAAAUCGCGAUUCGCGAGGCUCAUCCUUGGGCAGUUAUGACUGCAUAUAAUUGUGUCAAUGGGACUCACUGUGAUUCCAAUGAAUGGCUCCUGAAGUCCGUUCUCCGGGGAGAGUGGAAGUGGGAUGGCCUUGUCAUUAGUGAUUGGGGUGGCACUAAUUCUGUGUCUGAUGCUCUCAACGCCGGCCUAGACCUUGAGAUGCCCGGACCCCCACGCAAGCGCAAAUUUACCGCCAUCAUGGAUGCUUUGGAGCAAGGGACUCUAACACAGGCCAAGAUUGAUGAAAGAGCCCGAUCGAUUAUCCGCUUUGCGACGAAGAUACGAGCCCUUGCUGACAACGAUAAAAAAGAAAUCGCGGUCAACGGGGCCGAAGACCGCGCUUUCAUUCGAGAGGCGGGUGCUCGAGGAAUCGUGUUGUUGAAAAAUGAGCAAUCCAUACUACCCUUGUCAAAAAGGGAGCUGGCCGGGAAGAAAGUUGCGCUCAUCGGCUUGGCCAAAGAUGCUCUUGCCCAUGGUGGCGGCAGUGCUAGUGUCAACACAUACUAUCGAGUGACACCUUGGGAAGGUCUCCAAGCAGCUUUGGGAGCGGACGUGGAACUUCUAUACUCCAAAGGAUUCCACAAAGAGCGACUCCUACCACCUAUCGAUGGCCGUGCCUCGGAAUGUGGCAAAAUUAUUGGUCUCGAUGGGAAUAUCGGAUUCAGCCGUUUACUUUACGCCUUUGACUGUCAGGAUGGAACCACCGUCGACAAGCCCGUGUCUGUGUUGCAUGAUUUUCCUCAAUCCGCAUACUCCCCCCUCGGCUCGCAAGAAUCGCUGUGGAAAUCGUUAGAGAUUGCCGGUGACUUUAUCCCAGCUGAAACUGGAGAGCACUAUAUUGCUUGUUCGGGUCUUGGGCCGACGCAAAUCCUCGUUGACGAUCAAGUUAUCUUUGACCAAAAAGAAAAUUGCAGUGACCCCAUGGGAUCACUGUUUCUUGCGGCACCAGAAGUGGAAAUACGUCACGCCUUCACCGCAGGCCAAACAUAUCGCCUACGCAUCCGGACAAACCCACCCGUUGGAAUUGGUCUGGACAUUCUGGAGGGUCGCAGUGGUGUGCGGAUGGGCAUGUCUCUUGAGUCUAUGCAUGAUCAAGAUUUGCUAGGUGAAGCAGCAUUUGUGGCCAGACAAGCUGAUUUCGCGAUUGUUUUCACCGGUCAUGAUCCGCAGUGGGAGUCCGAGGGCCGCGACCAAGAUUCUUUCCAUCUCCCUCGACGCGGUACACAAGAUGCUGUCGUUACAGCGGUGGCUGCGAACAAUUCGAAUACCAUUGUUGUAAAUUCUACCGGCGUCGCAAUUGCUAUGCCUUGGCUUCAAAGCGUCCGUGCCGUCGUGCAGUCCUGGUUUCCCGGUCAAGAGUGCGGAAAUUCGAUCGCUGAUAUCUUGACCGGUGCAGUUAACCCGGAGGGUCGUCUACCAGUCACCUUUCCACGCCACAUAGAAGAUGCUCCGGCCCACGGCAAUUUCCCCGGAGGGUAUGUUGAUGGUCAACUCAAAGUCACGUAUGCUGAAGAUGUGUUCGUUGGGUAUCGGCAUUACGACAAGCACCCAUCAGACUCAAUCAAUUUCCCAUUCGGACAUGGUCUUUCUUAUACAAAAUUUCGCUACAGCCAGAUGACCGUGACUGAGUAUGACUUCAGCAGUGACUCAUUCGUGGUGAAUGUUGAUGUUUCCAAUGCAGGCUCUGUGCAUGGCGGCACCGUCAUCCAGCUAUACCUUGGUUUGGCUUCUCCUAUCCCCGAGCAUCCCACAAAGUCCCUAGUCGGAUUCAAAAAGGUACGUAUAGAGCCAGAUGAGUCAUGUCUAGUUGAAUUAUGUAUUUCAGUCCGUGAUGCUGCGUACUUUGAUGUGAAUUUGCGGCGCUGGGUUGUCGACGCAGGUCAAUACAUCUUGUACCUCGGCAAGUCUGCAGCCGAGACACUUCAGACUGUCACUAUCACACUGCCUCUCCUACAAUAUUCUCUCUAG